This is a messenger RNA of Anneissia japonica, 1907 nucleotides long. Its product is annotated as leucine-rich repeat-containing protein 15-like. NCBI's taxonomy places the organism in Eukaryota, Metazoa, Echinodermata, Crinoidea, Comatulida, Comatulidae. The record is from RefSeq and is a predicted model, not a curated record. Gene Ontology annotation, cellular component: plasma membrane. The coding region runs from base 18 to 1112 and encodes 364 amino acids. Gene Ontology annotation, molecular function: protein binding. The transcript is spliced from 2 exons.
GUGGUCAGUCAGCCAAAAUGCGCUGUUCGAAUUCAGAUUAUCUGUUUGUGGUUGUGUUGUUUAGCUACUACAUUCGAAACUCAAGAACCGUCGCCGAAGACAUUUGCAGUAGGCCUAAGGAUUGUGGUAUUUGUGAUACUUUGAUUUGUAAAGGACCUGACUCCUGUACAUGCCAUUAUUGUGGCGAUUGUAUUUCUAUGUUCGUGGACUGUGAAUCAAAGUACCUGAAAAAGGUGCCAAACCUCGAAACCAAUACGAAACACCUGAAUCUACAAAAUAAUUACAUUGCAAAAUUAGACAAAAAUAGCUUUAGCAAUGUAAUUGCUCUCGAAUCUUUAAAUUUAGCAAAAAACAAAUUGGUGUCUACCAACAUAAAUAAGGAAGCUUUUAGAGGUCUGGAUAAGUUGCAGUGUCUUUCACUAGCGGAAAAUAACCUAAAACAGAUACAUAUUAUGUGGUUUGCAGAUCUAAGGAGCCUCACAACCCUCAUGCUUCAAAAUCUUAAUUUAAUGAACAUUAGCGAAGGUGUGUUCACGAACUCCCCAAACUUGGAAUGGAUAAGCCUGGGCAAUAAUAACAUACAAUCUCUUCCUAGUACUCUAUUCUCAAAACAGACUGGACUUAAUCAAUUGGAAUUAUACAACAACUUAAUUAAGGAUAUUCCGGACGCGUUUUUAGAAACUUCUAAAAGUAGCAUUACUGAUCUGUUUCUACACGAUAAUUUGAUAGAAACUAUAAAUUCUUCACUGGGAUUGCAAUAUCUGACGAACUUAACGCAUUUAUCAGUAUAUAGAAACCCAUUUAAAUGCAACUGUGACUUGGUGUGGUUUAUAAAUUGGACACAAAAUAACAAAAAGAGAUUUUUAUUUUUGUAUAACACAAAUAUUACGGCUCUCUGUGAUAAUAUCGAUAAUACUUUGGGGAAUUUAAAUUUAGGAGAUCUUCACUGUAACUGGAUUUGGUGGGAGGUGGCGGUUGGUGUGAGUUUAGCUAUUUUACUUGCUAUUUUCUAUUUGAAGCUUCCUUUUAUCAGACGGUGUAUCUCAGACCUGAUCCACAAACAGCAUUAUAUAAAACUACAAUCAACAGCAGCAGCAGAGGAACGUGGUUGAAUAUUGGAAGAAAAAGUUAUAAAGAAAUAUUAUUAAUACAUUUCAAUAAAUAUAAUAAUGAAAAUGGAAGCCAAGCAUCUUUACGACUAGGCUAUUACUCCAGUUAUGUGUAGACCUAUAUUAAUGUGUUUCAGUGCAGUGGAUAAUAAAUAUGUAAUCCAUUUCCCGUUUUUCGGUGACGAAAUUUUACUGACUGUAUAACAAACUUCAUUGAAAAUACAAAAUUCAUUUUUUAACAACAUUAUUUUGAGACUUGGUUUAAGGUUGUUGUUAUGGGGAACAAUUCUUGAUACAACUGAGGACUUUUGAAUUAGAAGUCGAUAGUUAAUUAUUAAUUAUACCGUUUAAAUUCAAAUUGAAGGACAUCAUAUUUGGGUAUGGACAAAAUGUUUGUUACUAUUUACCACCUGCACAAAUCUGGUAGAAAUCGUAGCACCAUCCUUUUGGGCGUCGUACUACCAUUAAGGGCAUUUUGAGUUCCUAUUUAUAUCAAUUAAAAUAUUGUAAAACAACAAUUUUAUGCUAACACGAAGCUACAAAGUAUUGAACGAGAAGUUGUCGCAUUGAAAAACCCAAAACACGCAAGAAUUUGUUAUUUAACGUUAUUACAGGGUAGAAGGUGGCAUUCAGUAUUCAAGUAUUAAUUUAUUAACCCCUAAAAUAUAAAUCAUUUAAGAUUAAAAUAAAAUAAUGAGUGAGGACUAAGGAAAGUCUAGGCCUUUUUAGCAUGUACUCUAGUAUAAUUCUGUACUAUAAUGUUUAUCUAACUGUUUGUUCCAACAUUAUAAACAAAAA